Messenger RNA from Paramisgurnus dabryanus, 1483 nucleotides. It is a transcript of the gene mettl27, whose product is annotated as methyltransferase like 27. The record is from RefSeq and is a predicted model, not a curated record. NCBI's taxonomy places the organism in Eukaryota, Metazoa, Chordata, Actinopteri, Cypriniformes, Cobitidae.
ACGAUAUGUAAACAAUUAAUAGGAAACAAGUAAAAAUCUAACUGAAUAAACCGAAAGUGACUUGACUAUUGAAAUCAUACCGUGAGUUUAGCAACUGUCUCUGUACAUCUGCUCUCACAUAGCAAAUUGAAACUGUAUGGCUUCACACAACCACAGGAAUGGCAAACAUUCGAACCUUUGCUGAUGUGAAGAACGUGAUCCUGUCAGCCCAUAAAAACACAGGAGCACAGGAUAAAGUUGGCUUCUAUGAUAAAUGGGCUGAAUACUAUGAGCAGGAUGUGGCACUGCUGGAUUAUCGUGCCCCCUUUUUAGCAGCUGAGUGUGUCAACUCAUUUUGCAGAGGUGACAGAGAGAAGAUCACAGUCUUGGAUGUAGCCUGUGGGACAGGCCUGGUGUCUUCACAUGUAUGCAUUGCUUUAUUUAAAUUCUGGGCAAAAACAGAAUGUGAUAGAUCUGCUAAUAGAAAAAUUAAUGUUACUUUAUUUCUAAACCCUAUUUGGUUGAGGAAGUUAAAGAAGAUGGGAUUUCAUCACUUUGUUGGAGUGGAUGGAAGUUUGGGGAUGCUAGAGCUCGCCAAGAAAACAGGACUCUAUCAGCAGCUUACACACUGCAUGCUUGGUCAAGAUCCCAUUCCUGCUGAAGCUGCAACAUAUGAUAUUGUUAUAAUUGUUGGAGCUCUGAGCGUUGGACAGGUGCCAUUGACAGUCAUCAGAGAGCUGUGUGAAGCUGCAAAACCAGGUGGCUAUGUGUGCAUGACUACCAGAGGGAACGCAGAUAACCGGGAGUACAAGGGUGAGUUGGAGCAAAUGAUUCGAUCACUUGAGGAGGAAAAGAAAUGGAGCUGUGUGACUGUCGUUGAGGUGGAGGAGUGGGAAAAAGCAGUUUCGCAGAAAGACGACGGGUACAUUCCUGGCGCCAUUUAUCUGUAUCAAAAAAGUAUUCCAUGAAAAUACAAAGGAAACCCAGUGAAGUAUAACUGAUAGCACAGUCACAGUUGUAAAAGGAACAAUAGAUACAAUGAAUAUAAUCCACCAGCAGGUGGUGGUAUUAUUGUGGAAAAAUAAUAUAAUUAGUCGUCAUAAAAAUAAGAAGCACCUGACAGUUCAACUGUAAGUCAAAACAUGAUUCAUUUCAAUUGUUCACCUGACACGGCAUUGUCACUGUACUGUAUUGUCACCUGAAAGAUCACAAGGAGGGUAAGAAACCUACUGUACACCGAAGGUUUUAUGAGGUUUGUGUGUUGUGUGGUUACAAAUCCACCAUCCCCCAGUUACAUCUAACCUUUCUGUUGGCCACUCCUCGAUACUCCGGCCAGUGAAAACUUCAGAAACUUCCACAGGUCUCAUGUGACAUAAAUAACACACAAUGUUUGGCUUAGACUUUUGAGCAUGUAAUAUGAGCAAACUGAUAAGAAUGUUGUAAGAAGUAUAAGAGUUUUUGUUUUGUUUUUGAAUAAAUAAAGUUGUCUAUGUGUACACAUAAA